Messenger RNA from Apus apus (common swift), 564 nucleotides. Its product is annotated as ADP-ribosylation factor-like protein 3. Gene Ontology annotation, molecular function: GTP binding; GTPase activity. The transcript has 6 exons. The record is from RefSeq and is a predicted model, not a curated record. Bases 1 to 564 code for a protein of 187 amino acids. Gene Ontology annotation, biological process: cilium assembly. Gene Ontology annotation, cellular component: microtubule cytoskeleton; cytoplasm. Lineage: Eukaryota; Metazoa; Chordata; Aves; Apodiformes; Apodidae.
AUGGGUGAUGUGCAGAAGGGGCUGCUCUCUGUCAUCCAGAAGCUGAAGGGUUCCCCGGAGCAGGAGCUCCGCAUCGUCCUGCUGGGGCUGGACAACGCAGGGAAGACCACGCUGCUGAAACGCCUGGCCUCCGAGGAGGUCAGCACCAUCACGCCCACCCAGGGCUUCAACAUAAAGAGUGUCCACUCGCAUGGCUUCAAGCUGAACGUCUGGGAUAUCGGGGGCCAGCGCUCCAUCCGUCCCUACUGGAAGAAGUAUCUGGGCAGCACAGACCUGCUGAUUUAUGUCAUUGACAGCGCAGACCAGAAACGCUUUGAGGAGACUGGGCAGGAGCUGGCAGAGCUCACUGAAGACGAGGCCCUCACGGGGGUCCCACUGCUGGUGUUUGCCAACAAGCAGGACUUAGUGACUGCAGCACCUGCGGCUGAAAUUGCGGAAGGGCUGAGCCUCCACACCUACCGGGACCGGGAAUGGCAGAUCCAGGCCUGCUCAGCCUUGUCUGGGGAAGGAGUGCAGGAUGGGAUGAACUGGAUUUCCAGCCAGAUCAUGAGCAGGAAGAAAUGA